Molecule: messenger RNA, 1421 nt
Organism: Crotalus tigris (Tiger rattlesnake)
Lineage: Eukaryota; Metazoa; Chordata; Lepidosauria; Squamata; Viperidae
Gene: FAH
Product: fumarylacetoacetate hydrolase
Exons: 14
Coding region: 79-1335 (418 amino acids)
Biological process (GO): L-tyrosine catabolic process; L-phenylalanine catabolic process; homogentisate catabolic process
Molecular function (GO): fumarylacetoacetase activity
Source: RefSeq, a predicted model, not a curated record
GGCCCACUGGGAGUGUAGCAACCCAAGCAACAUCUGGGAAUUUCUUUCUGUCCUUUGUGCGUGAAAGAUCAAAGCAGCAUGUCUUUUAUUACAGUGGAUGAGAAUUCCCAUUUCCCCAUUCAAAACCUGCCCUAUGGAAUCUUUUCCACACAGGAAGAACCAAGACACAGGAUUGGAGUAGCAAUUGGUGAUCAAGUGCUAGACCUCAGCGCUGUCAAACAUCUAUUUGAUGGACCUGUCCUUUCAAAGCAACGCCAUGUCUUUGAGCAGUCGACCCUCAAUGCUUUCAUGGCGUUGGGCUGGGAGGCUUGGACAGAGGCCAGAACAUUGCUGCAAAAGAUUCUCUCUGACAAAGAACCAACCCUCAGAGAUAAUACUGAAUUACGCAAAAGAGCAUUUAUACCGCAAGCCUUUGCAAUAAUGCAUCUUCCAGCUCAAAUUGGAGAUUACACAGAUUUCUACUCCUCUCGGCAACAUGCUACAAACGUUGGAAUGAUGUUUAGAGGAAAGGAGAAUGCACUGAUGCCCAAUUGGUUGCACCUACCAGUUGGGUACCAUGGACGUGCUUCCUCUGUUGUCGUAUCUGGCACCCCAAUCAGAAGACCAGUGGGGCAAAUGUGUCCUAAUGACAGUAAAAGUCCCCUUGUUGCUGCUUCCAAGCGUUUGGACAUUGAAUUAGAAAUGGCAUUUUUCGUGGGGCCUGGAAACAAGCUUGGAGUACCCAUCCCCAUUGGUGAAGCUCACAAACACAUCUUCGGGAUGGUCCUCAUGAAUGAUUGGAGUGCUCGUGAUCUUCAGAAAUGGGAGUAUGUCCCUCUAGGUCCAUUCCUGGGCAAGAGUUUUGGAACCACUAUCUCUCCAUGGGUUGUCACCAUGGAAGCCCUGAUGCCCUUUGCACUGCCAAAUCCUAUCCAGGACCCCAAGCCCCUGCCUUACCUCUGUGAUGACCAGCCUUAUACUUUCAACAUAAACCUCUUUGUUGCUAUAAAAGGAGAUGGUAUGAACAAGCCGGUAAAUAUUUGCAGGUCAAACUUUAAGCACAUGUAUUGGACCAUGAAACAGCAGUUAACUCACCACACUGUUAAUGGUUGCAACCUCAGACCAGGAGAUCUUUUGGCCUCUGGAACUAUUAGUGGACCAGAACCUGAGAAUUUCGGGUCCAUGUUGGAACUGUCCUGGAACGGGACAAAAAGUAUCGAUCUGGGGAAUGGUCAGUCCCGAACAUUCUUGCAGGACGGAGAUGAGGUCAUUAUGACAGGGUACUGUCAGGGAAAAAGUCACCGGAUUGGUUUUGGUGAAUGUUCUGGAACAAUCCUCCCUGCCAGAACGAUCUAAGAGGGUGUCCUUGACAAAACAUACAAAAUGGAGACGUUUGGAGAUAUUUCUAUCUUUGUUUGAUGUAAAGAAACAUACAAACACUG